Budorcas taxicolor (takin) is the source of this 1302-nucleotide messenger RNA. Its product is annotated as basic salivary proline-rich protein 2-like. The record is from RefSeq and is a predicted model, not a curated record. The transcript is spliced from 3 exons. NCBI's taxonomy places the organism in Eukaryota, Metazoa, Chordata, Mammalia, Artiodactyla, Bovidae. The coding region runs from base 1 to 1302 and encodes 433 amino acids.
AUGUCCACCCAGCUCACAGGUCCAAACGCCGGCGCAGCCCAGGCUCGGCUGCGGUCGGCUGUCCGUGCCACCCCCGCCCCGGACCGGGGCCGCAUCCACCCGACGACGCGGCGGGGGCGCGCUUCUCCGGACGGCCCGACGGGCAAUUUCAGCGCCAGGGGACCUGUCCCCCAGAGCCCCUCCCAGGGUAACCGGGCCCGAGGGCCCAGCCCGGAGAGGCGGGACCCGCUCAGUCGCCCUUGCGGUCACCGGCUCCGCUCCCGGGGACUAGCUCGGCCCCGCCCGGCCCCGCCCGGCCCCGCCCGGCCCCGCUCGGCUCUACCCGACGGGCUCUGUCCGCCUGCUCGGCUCCUCUCGGCUCUGCUCGGCCCCGCUCGGCCCCGCUCGGCUCUACCCGACGGGCUCUGUCCACCUCCUCGGCUCCGCUCGGCUCUCCUCAGCCCCGCCCGGCCCCGCUCGGCUCUACCCGACGGGCUCUGUCCACCUGCUCGGCUCCGCUCGGCUCUGCUCGGCUCCGCUCGGCUCUCCUCGGCCCCUCUCGGCCCCGCUCGGUCCCGCUCGGCUCCGCUCGGCCCCGCCCGGCCCCGCUCGGCUCUACCCGACGGGCUCUGUCCACCUGCUCGGCUCCGCUCGGCUCUCCUCGACUCCGCUCGGCCCCGCUCGGCCCCGCUCGGCUCUGCCCGACAGGCUCUGUCCACCUGCUCGGCUCCUCUCGGCUCUGCUCGGCUCCGCUCGGCUCUCCUCAGCCCCUCUCGGCCCCGCUCGGCCCCGCUCGGCUCUGCCCGACAGGCUCUGUCCGCCUGCUCGGCUUCGCUCGGCCCCACUCGGCCCCGCUCGGCUCUACCCGACGGGCUCUGUCCACCUGCUCGGCUCCGCUCGGCCCCACUCGGCCCCGCUCGGCUCUACCCGACGGGCUCUGUCCACCUGCUCGGCUCCGCUCGGCCCCACUCGGCCCCGCUCGGCUCUACCCGACGGGCUCUGUCCACCUGCUCGGCUCUGCUCGGCUCCGCUCGGCUCUCCUCGGCCCCGCUCGGCCCCGCUCGGCCCCGCUCGGCUCUGCCCGACAGGCUCUGUCCGCCUGCUCGGCCCCGCUCGGCCCACCUGCUCUGCGGCUAUCGACCCGUGGAACAAUGGCGACCCGCGCGCUCCCCUGGCUGGGCCCUACGGUCCGGCUCGGCCCUGUUUGGCCCCCCUUCGGCUUGUGUCCCGCACCGCCGUCUCCACCCGCAGCCUCGUCGCCCUCUCCGGCCCCCCGAGGAGCCCCCUGCCCCAGCCCACCCGUCGGCGGCCGGGCCGCUCUGA